AUGACCGUCCGCCAUCCAGAUGAUGUGUACCGCACAGUCAACCUCGUGACACAAUGCUUGUGCAUUCCUAUCUGCACAGCCUUUGUGGCCUUGAGGUUCUAUACCCGGCUUCGCUUCAAGCAGAUCCUGGGCGUUGAAGAUUAUGGAUGUCUCGUAGCCUGGGCUCUCUUUAUGGGAUACUGCGGGAUCAGUAUUCUCGUCGGUCGCCAUGGCGGAGGAUACCACAUCUGGGACGUAAGUCCCUCAGAGCAGAUCCAAUUCAAAAAGUUCUGCUAUAUCGCCACCAUUCUUUACUGCCCGAUGGCUCUUUUUGUCAAAAUCUCCCUCCUCUCUAUCCUCACCCGCAUCUUCUCUCCUUACCGUGGGAAAGUUUGGUUCAUCUACGGCUUCCUCGGCACCCUCUGCAUCUACUAUACCGUCGCGCUCAUCGUCAAAAUCCGCAUGUGUGCUCCUGUUCCUUUUUACUGGCUGGGCGAUAAACUUCCAGGAGGAGGUACCUGCCUCAACCAGACCGCUGCUCUAAUCGCCGACUCGGUUAUCAGUCUCGUCAGCGAUAUCAUCAUUCUUAUUCUCCCCCUGCCGUUGACCUGGUCCUUGCAAAUGUCUCGAAACAAAAAGUUGCGUGUGAUUGGUCUACUGAGUGCUGGUGGCCUAGCCACAGCCUUCAGUCUCUAUCGACUGGUGUUGGUGCUGCAAAGGGGCCAGUCUGAAGACCAGACCAUUGUCUUCAUGUGUGUCAUUUUGUCUGGUAACGCCGAGGGAGGUGUCGGCCUGAUUUGUGCCUGUCUUCCCGUGGUGAACGUCCUCAUUUCGCACUACAGGAAGCAGUACUCGUCGCAGAAAUACUAUGACCGAGGUUCGGAUAUGAACCUUGGUGAUCGCUCGCAAGGCAGCAAAGCCGCCAGUCGCUGGGAAAAUGCGCCAAACUUUGGUGACGAGAGUCAUCUUGUUUCCUUCGCCGAUACGCCGGCAACCGAUGGUUCGAUGCACAAUGACGACGGCAUCCGCAAGACGGUCGCGGUGUCACAGACCGUGGAAAGUGCAGAUAGCGAUAGUCGCUGA
Penicillium cinerascens is the source of this 1062-nucleotide messenger RNA. RefSeq lists its product as uncharacterized. The record is from RefSeq and is a predicted model, not a curated record. The transcript has 4 exons. The coding region runs from base 1 to 1062 and encodes 353 amino acids. Lineage: Eukaryota; Fungi; Ascomycota; Eurotiomycetes; Eurotiales; Aspergillaceae.